This is a messenger RNA of Nanorana parkeri, 1511 nucleotides long. Its product is annotated as keratin, type I cytoskeletal 47 kDa-like. Gene Ontology annotation, molecular function: structural molecule activity. The transcript has 6 exons. The coding region runs from base 87 to 1475 and encodes 462 amino acids. Lineage: Eukaryota; Metazoa; Chordata; Amphibia; Anura; Dicroglossidae. The record is from RefSeq and is a predicted model, not a curated record.
GGGGCUCAGAACAUGAAACUGCAGUGCUAGAACAGGCUGUGUUAGUCACCAAUUCCUUGGCUGAGCAUCACUUAGAACUUGCAGUCAUGGCUUUCUAUUCUUCAUCCUCAUCCUAUAGGACAUCUGGUGGGUCCUCAGGUGGUGCCAAAGGUCCUGGGUGCAGAAACUCUGUUUCUUUUUCCAAAUAUGCACCCAGUGGAGCAGGGGGAGCUUUUGGUGGCAAUGUAGGUUACUGUCAAGCUGGUGAUUUAGGUGCUGGUUAUGAUGGUGAAUUUGCAGGGGUUGGAUAUGGUGGUGGUGCUAGCUAUGGUGGAGGAGCAGGAGCUGGAUUUGGUGGAGGAGUAUGCUCUGGCUUUGGUGGAGGAGCAGGAGCUGGAUUUGGUGGAGGAGCAAAUGCUGGUUAUGGUGGAGGAGCAAAUGCUGGUUAUGGUGGAGGAGCAAAUGCUGGUUAUGGUGGAGGAGCUGGUGCUGGAUUUGGUGGUGGAUAUGGAUUUAACCAGGGAGGUGGAUUUGGUGAAGGUCUCCUUGCUGUCAAUGAGAAGCAAACCAUGCAGAACCUAAAUGACCGUCUGGCCAACUAUUUGGACAAAGUGCGUAGCUUGGAGAACGCCAAUGCUGAACUGGAGAAAAAAAUUCGGGAAUGGUAUGAAAAGCAAAGUCCUGUUAGUAAAACUGCUGAUUACAGCCAGUAUUUUAAGACCAUUGAGGAUCUCCGUGCGAAGAUCUUUGCUGCCACUAAAGAGAAUAACAAAGUGAUCCUGGAUAUUGAUAACACUAGACUCACCACCGAUGACUUCAGACUGAAGUAUGAGAAUGAACUGGUUCUUCGCCAGAGCGUGGAGGCUGACAUCAAUGGUCUACGCAGAGUCCUGGAUGAUCUAACUCUAUCUAAGUCUGACCUGGAAAGCCAGAUUGAGAGUCUUAAUGAGGAACUGACUUACAUGAAAAAGAACCAUGAAGAGGAAAUGAAAGGAUUGCAAGGUCAAGCCGCUGGAUCAGUUAAUGUGGAGAUGAACGCAGCUCCAGGUCUGGAUCUUAGCAAGAUCCUGGCUGACAUGAGAGCCGAUUAUGAAAAGUUGUCUGAGAAAUACCGGAAGGAGUCUGAAGAAAUGUUCCUGGCUAAGACCAAGGAAUUGCAGGUACAGGUCGUUACUGGUGUUCAAGAGGUCCAGACAUCCAAAACAGAGAUCACAAAUCUGAAGCAUACACUCCAGAGCUUGGAGAUAGAACUACAGUCUCAGCUCAGUAUGAAAUCAGCUUUAGAAGCAUCCUUGGCUGAUACAGAAGGUCGAUACUGUGCACAGAUUGCUCAGAUUCAGGAUCUUAUAGCUAAGUUGGAGGAAGAGCUUGCAGACCUCAGAAACCAGCUGGAAAUGCAGACCAGUGAGUACAAGAUGCUUCUGGAUGUCAAGUCCCGUCUGGAACAGGAGAUCGCCAAAUACACACAGUUGCUGGAUGGACAGGACUUCAAGUAAGUUGGAGGACCAGAGAGUACAGGUCUCAUAACAUAG